CCGGUCAGAAGGCAACAACGGAGCACGAAGCAGCUUGGCAGUUGGAAUUCAAAACACGUCUGAGCCGUAUUGGUGGCACAUCUUCGAUCGAAAUUCGAGGCUACGGAGCACUGCUGACAGAACUGUCGCAGGAACUGCAGGCGAUGAGAGAUGAUUUCUCCACCAGAGCAUUCGAAGUAGCGCGAUCACAUACACCGACGAUCACGGAGUUGCACAGCGAUUCAGGCAGUACGCAGAGUGCUGCACCCGCUCAUCGUCAUUCAUACACGCGAACGACUGGCAGCGAACCACGCCGACUGUCGAGCUGUACAGUCACGAAACUAAGCCGAAUUACACCCUCCACGCUCUAUAAAGGUAUUUUUAAAUAUUUGCGAAACAAGUCUGUAUACUCUCCGCACGAGGAUUGGAUCUUUCUUCUGGAGUCUCGUUGUUGCUCAAAAACGGCAACAUGCCUGUUAGAGCAGUUGGUCGGUAUCCAUCCUAUAUUAGGCCCUGUUAUUUGCUAUUUCACGUCCCACCUCUCUGCAGUGUGGAGUUAA
Gongylonema pulchrum is the source of this 539-nucleotide messenger RNA. Lineage: Eukaryota; Metazoa; Nematoda; Chromadorea; Rhabditida; Gongylonematidae. The record is from the annotation of a GenBank genome assembly.